GGAUGAAAACGAUCGAUAGCGCAAAAAAUAAAAUCGAUAGUGGCCGAGAAAUUUACCAGCGAUAAUAUCCGAUAGUCAUAUCGCUUAUAUUGCAGCACUAUGAGCACAUUGCCAUGUCCAAGCCAUCUAUACUAAUAAUAGAACCAUUUUAUGGAGGUAGCCACAAACAGUUGAUUGAUACAAUUAUCGAAUGUUUGAACAUCUGUGACUAUGAAAUAUUUAGUCUACCAGCCAAAAAAUGGCAUUGGCGUGCACGUACCGGAGCCCUGUACUUCUCGCAAAUCAUACCAGCAGACCAUGACUACAAAGUGCUCUUCACCAGCUCGGUACUAAACCUUGCCGAGCUGCUGGGGGUGCGGCCGGAUUUGGUUAGCUGUAAGAAGAUUGUAUAUUUCCACGAAAACCAGCUGGUUUACCCAGUGCGUGAGGUGAAGGAGCGUGAUUGUCAAUAUGGUUUGAAUCAAAUACUUACAUGCCUUGCAGCUGAUAAUAUCAUCUUCAACUCGAAUUUCAACCGAACUUCCUUCUUGGACAGUAUCACACCUUUCCUCAGUAUACAACCCGACUUUAAAAUGAAGCAUAUCCGCGACAAGAUUGAGAAAAAGUGUGAAGUUCUGUACUAUCCUAUUAAGUUCCAUGCCUUCCCCAAUAAACGACUGAUGAUCGGCGGCGCGGAACCAUCCCUAACUUCGUUGAUGAGUGAUAAAGACUGCUUGCAUCUGAUAUGGCCACAUCGUUGGGAGCACGACAAAAAUCCAAAACUGCUGGUAGAAGUGUUAUUGGAACUUAACAAGCGACAGGUCGACUUCAAAGUGACGAUAUGUGGUGAGAAUUAUCAGGCGGCACCAGAGUCCUUCGAUGGUCUGCAAGACAAACUGGGGGCAAAGCUGAUAAACUUCGGAUUCUUGCCACGAGAUAAGUACAUUAAGACGUUAUUGUCCGGCGAUGUAGUAAUCUCGACGGCAGGGCAUGAGUUCUACGGUGUAGCUAUGCUGGAAGCUACGUACUGCGGCUGUAUGCCAAUAGCGCCCAACAAAUUAGUAUAUCCUGAGAUAUAUCCCAAAGAGAAUUUGUACAACACAUCCAAUCAGCUCAUUAAAAUGCUAUACAACUGGUGUCGUAAUCCGGAACUUUUUCGUCGUCAAAGAGAUUCAUUUUUCGAAUAUUUUACAUUCGACCGCUACUCAGCUCAACAUUUAGUGCCUAAAUUCCUCGAGAAGCUGCGCAUUUAAUGUCGCAUAUUCUCGCAAGGUCGAUUUUUGAAUAGAUUUGGUGCAAUAAUUAUUGAAGCAAAAAAUAAUAUAAUGUGGAAAAGGUUUGAAAUUAAA
Molecule: messenger RNA, 1328 nt
Organism: Rhagoletis pomonella (apple maggot)
Lineage: Eukaryota; Metazoa; Arthropoda; Insecta; Diptera; Tephritidae
Product: glycosyltransferase-like domain-containing protein 1-like
Exons: 5
Coding region: 114-1232 (372 amino acids)
Molecular function (GO): glycosyltransferase activity
Source: RefSeq, a predicted model, not a curated record